Molecule: messenger RNA, 1191 nt
Organism: Anisakis simplex (herring worm)
Lineage: Eukaryota; Metazoa; Nematoda; Chromadorea; Rhabditida; Anisakidae
Source: the annotation of a GenBank genome assembly
AUGAUUAGUGUAACAGCGGCUGCUAAUGGCGCAUAUAGACCGUAUCGACCGAUGGGACUUCAUUGGAAGGGUGUUGGCAGUGGACGAGUUUCAAUGGAAACUGAGAUAAGCUCAUAUUCAAAGGCACAAAAAGACACAAAAAAGAGCUGUUCCAUUUCCAAACAAAAGCAUUUAUUAUCCAUUUUAUGGAAUCUUUGGCGUCGUUUAUUUGGCCAUCUGUUGACGCUCUUCUUGACCGCCAUCGAUUAUUGUUUUCGUCGGUUUAAAGUGGAUAAUGGGACAAGAAGUUGCUCAUCUCGAAUAUACGCACCGUUAUAUGUGAUGCACGCAAAAGAAUUGCCGAAAAAAAGUUUAAUUGAGACAUUCGACGACGAGAUUUUACUGAAGAUUUUUACAUGGUUAGACGCAUGUUCGGUUGUCAAUCUUGAACGUUGCUCUUCCAAGUUGAAGCGUUUUGUUGCUGCAAACGUCCAAAAACUACCAAAAUAUCACGUUGAUCAGGUAAAAUUGCAUUUCGAUGAGGGUGAAUUGAUGAUCUAUCCAACUGACGAGAAGUUGGCUCCGUCACGUUUCGUAAUGCCCACUAUACAAAUGCUUGCAUUAAAACUGAAGCAUUUUUCCACAUCGUCGUUAUUCAUUCGUGGCUUAAUACCCAUUGAAGCGAUACCCGUGUUGCAAAAAUUGCUAACGCUGAGCCUUCAGCCAACUCAAAUCUAUUUUCUAUGGUGCGAAUUCAGUGUUGCAUCACGUCAAUUACUGAAAGAAUAUAUUGCCGCAAAUGUGAAUUAUUUGUGUGACGUUGGCUUUGAAGAGUGUCAGCCGAUCUCGAUUUUCGACGAUGAUCUUAUUGAAUCUGUAGUUCCAAAUUUGACAGCAUUGCGGAUAUGGAAUGAUGGACGUUCGGGACGUUACCACAUUUCGGACAAAACGUUGUUGUGUAUUGCUGGUGCCGAUAAGUUAGUACUGGAAACGUUGGAUGUAGCGACAUCACAAGUAACGAUCAGUGGUAUUGGUGCGGUUGUCGAGAGAUGGUCGCAGAAUCCGCAACAAGAUGUCGGUAUCGUGGUGCAUGGUUGUAAGCGAUUUAGUAGAAAUGACCUCUUUGAAUAUUGUCGCUCAAAGGGACUGAACAUGUCUAAUCAAGGACUCUUAACCAUUAAUCAUUUCACACUUUCUGUAUUCAUUGGUUGA